This is a messenger RNA of Sesamum indicum (sesame), 860 nucleotides long. The record is from RefSeq and is a predicted model, not a curated record. Lineage: Eukaryota; Viridiplantae; Streptophyta; Magnoliopsida; Lamiales; Pedaliaceae.
AGAUUAAUAGAGAAGAAAGAUCAUCUAAAACUACCACAUUAAGCGCUAGCUUGCUCACCUUUGAAGGCCUAAUUUAUGCUCUUCAGGACAACUGGAUGUUAUCUGGGCUGGGUUAUAACUAUGGAAUGGAUUUGGAAGCCCUCAAGACAGCAGCAGUGUUGCAUUUUGAUGGGAGCAUGAAACCGUGGCUCGAGCUUGGUAUUCCCAAGUACAAAAAUUUUUGGAGGAAGUUUCUGAACCCACAGGAUCAAUUUUUGAAUGAUUGUAAUGUGAAUCAGUAGGAGUCAUAUUGCUAUUUGCUUCUGAAAGUUGAGGGGAUGACUAGAAUGCAUGGAUCGAGAACCUGAUUCCCAUUGUGUUAGGUGCUGGAAAGAAGCAAAAAUCAGAGGCGAAGCCCUGGGCAUGAUCAAAUGAUGUGUUGGUCGUAAAAGAAGGAUACUUCUGUCUACUUUUUGCUUGGUGAAAGGUCAGUGCAACAACAGUCAAUCAACUUACACAUGCCUAUCUAUUGGACUGUGCAUGAUGUAAACAGAGAGUUCAGUUCUGCUAACAGGAGGAAGGUGAUACAAGUGGUAUUUUUUCACAUUUUUUCAUGCUUGCUUGUGGAAGGAUUGGCAUUCAUGAAACAAGAAACCCGGGUGAAAACUAAUUGUUCUAUGCCCGUUGAGCUAAAAUUACUUUUCGUUAUUGUGUAAUGUGGCAUCCGAGUCUCGCACGACAGUCCUAUUUUGUUUCUUUCCCAAGUCUGGCAGCAAAAACAUAAUUAUUGAUUCUCUGAAAUCUCGUAUUAAAGUACAGAUACUUUUAUUUAAUAUGGCAGAUAUAUGAAUAUAUGCGCAUAUAUAUGUUUAUUUACAUGA